AAGAAUACUCCAUUUACUGUUCGUGGCGGCCCACAGUCUAGUCUAUGGUGGUGGAGUAGCCUAGUGUAAGCAAAGUGGACUGUAAAUAGAUUGUUCCAUGCGUAAUCUGGACGUCCAUUUAAGUUGCAAUGUAUUGAUACAAGACAGACCUUUAUCGCAAAAGUGUGCCAAGCCCCUUGCCUCUUGCUAGAUCCUGGUGAUGUGCCAUGGGGUAUGAUGUUACCAGGUUUCAAGGAGAGGUGGAUGAGGAUCUGCUGUGUCCUAUCUGUAGUGGAGUGUUGGAGGAGCCUGUGCAGGCCCCUCAUUGUGAGCAUGCCUUUUGUAAUGGCUGCAUCACACAGUGGUUUGCCCAGCAGCAGAUAUGUCCAGUUGACCGCACAGUGGUGACGCUUGCCCACUUGCGUCCAGUACCGCGGAUCAUGCGAAACAUGUUAUCCAAGCUGCAGAUCACCUGUGAUAAUGCCAGCUUUGGCUGCACUGCAACACUGCGUUUGGAUCAACUUCACUCACAUCUCAAGGAUUGUGAGCACAAUCCAAAGAGACCGGUCACCUGUGAGGAAGGCUGUGGGCUAGAGAUGCCCAAAGACGAAAUGCCUGGCCACAACUGCAUCAGACACUUGCGCAGUGUAGUGCAACAGCAACAGACCAAGAUUGCUGAGCUGGAGAAGACCGCUGCAGAACACAAGCAUCAAUUGGCUGAACAGAAACGAGACAUCCAGCUCCUGAAAGCAUACAUGAGGGCCAUUCGCAGUGCCAAUCCCAAUCUGCAGAAUCUUGAGGAGAGCAUUGAGUACAAUGAGAUUUUAGAAUGGGUGAACUCUUUGCAACCUGCACGUGUGACCCGCUGGGGUGGCAUGAUUUCUACCCCAGAUGCUGUGCUCCAAGCUGUCAUCAAGCGCUCUCUCAUUGACAGUGGAUGCCCACUAUCCAUUGUCAAUGAUCUCAUCGAGAAUGCUCAUGAACGCAACUGGCCGCAGGGCCUGGCCACACUGGAAACGAGGCAGAUGAACCGGCGUUACUAUGAGAACUAUGUAGCAAAACGCAUUCCUGGUAAACAAGCGGUGGUGGUAAUGGCCUGUGAAAACCAGCAUAUGGGAGAGGACAUGAUCCUGGAACCAGGGCUGGUCAUGAUUUUUGCCCAUGGAGUUGAGGAGAUUUUAUAAUUAUGAACUCAAUGUGGAAUGAAUCAAUGAACUUAUUGUGGAAUUGGGGUAGCUUAUUUUUUCAAGUGUCAAGCUAUAGUUCCUUUUUUAUUGUUUCAUGAUGGCAUCAAUAAAAUGCCUCCAUCAUAAAAUUAUGUUUUGUACCACAGCGUUUUCUUGUCGCUCUGUUGAGGCUUGGAAGCAGGAAAAGGAGACAUUUAAUAAGGCCACCAACUUCAUAAGCUCUGGAGGGUGCAUCCUCCCUUUGCCUUACAAGCCCCAGUAGUUUAAUACGAUAAUUACGUUAUCGAUUGAUUGUACAAUAUGAAACUAAUUUUUAUAAUUUUGCCUUUGAAUUAUUGUGUGGUUAGCGUAAAUCGGUCAAAUGAGUUUUUGGGACAAUAUAUUGUCCAGCAAAAAUAGCCAUCAUGACGGACCUACCAAAAUCGAAACCAGUUAGAUGCUUUAUUUUACGCCGCUUUAUCACUGAUUAUGACCCACAAAAAAAACAGUGUCCUUUUACCUAAUGUUAGCAGUAGCACAGCAGGGUUUGUAAAUUUCAGAAAUGUUUUUGACCCGUAGUCAGAUGUUCUACCAAAUGGGAACAUGCUCUUGACCUUAGAGGAUACAAAUAUGCAAGUCAACUCUGAUAUGAAGAAGAAUGGCAUAUUAUGUAAUUUGUUUGUCAUGUUUUAAGCAGUUAUAAGAUGUUGAUUUUAGAUUAUAUGGGCUGGAAUGGAAAAAAUGCUUUAAAAGCCCUGCUCUUAGAACCAAAUUUGCAGAUCCAAUCUAAUCUGAAGAUAAAAUGUGGAACCUUUUUGCAUUUAAUUUGAUCAUGUUAGCAUUCAUUGUCUGCUUCAUUUUUGGGCAUGGGACACCAUGGACUUGCUGUGCUUUAUGUAAGUUUAAGAACAUAUGUAAAUAUGUAGCCCACGUGUUGUUCAGUUUUAUGGAUACCACUUCAUGCAUAAAUAUGUGGUAACACCUGUAUCAAAAGUUGUGGAUUUUUUUUAAAUAUUGUAUUUCCUUCAAUGUGCUUGAAUAUCCAGAGGAAAUGAGUGGGUUCAAUCAGGUUAUACUCGGUGAAUCCUCAAUGUGAAUCCUUAAGUGGAUACUCAAUGUAUUUAAGUGUGCUGUAACAGGAUACGUCUUCUGUAAUUUCUGUAUGGUAUAACCAAUGAACACCUUACUGCGUGUGUGUGUGGA
Alosa sapidissima (American shad) is the source of this 2348-nucleotide messenger RNA. Its product is annotated as E3 ubiquitin-protein ligase NRDP1. The record is from RefSeq and is a predicted model, not a curated record. The transcript has 6 exons. Bases 207 to 1163 code for a protein of 318 amino acids. Gene Ontology annotation, biological process: protein K63-linked ubiquitination; regulation of canonical NF-kappaB signal transduction; tumor necrosis factor-mediated signaling pathway. NCBI's taxonomy places the organism in Eukaryota, Metazoa, Chordata, Actinopteri, Clupeiformes, Clupeidae. Gene Ontology annotation, molecular function: zinc ion binding; ubiquitin protein ligase activity. Gene Ontology annotation, cellular component: plasma membrane signaling receptor complex.